Molecule: messenger RNA, 4838 nt
Organism: Lepisosteus oculatus (spotted gar)
Lineage: Eukaryota; Metazoa; Chordata; Actinopteri; Semionotiformes; Lepisosteidae
Gene: prmt2ip
Product: chromosome 5 C15orf39 homolog
Source: RefSeq, a predicted model, not a curated record
ACACUCAGAGUUAGGUGGGGAGUGAGAAACAAACGGAGGAUUAAGUACAUGAACGCAGGGAAGUGCUUAGUCUAAACAGUGGAGCAGCGAUGUGGAUCUAAUUAUCUGCUCAGGGGAACUCAAGGCUGUCGAUAUUAAACACUUGUAAACCCUUAUAUUCAGGUUAAUAAACUUAUUAAACUGAAAAAUGUGUUUUAUGGAUACAACUUUACAACGCUAUUUGAAUAAAACUAGCAGUGCAAAGAUCUUCAUUCUUCCAGCUAGACCGCCUCAAAGACUAAAGAAAUGAUGAGCAGUAAGCGGACACUGAGCUAUAUGGAUCCUGUGGUCCACAGCAAGGUGCCCAGGCUAGAGAAGACUAUAGAUCACAUUGUUUCUGCUGGCCUUGGCAAGCCAGGGACCCUCCCUAGAUAUUCCCUUGAAGAUCCUCUAAACUACAGUGGGUCUUAUUUCACCUACUGCCUGACUGGUCAGGAGGGUAGAGAUCUGCCUCCUCCAUGGAACCCCUCAGGAACAUGUAUGCCAAAAGUAAGGAAUCCAGUUGUUCACCCCUUGAAUGCUGAGAGGACAUUACCAAAUGGAUUUAUGUAUCGAUCAGAAGAAAUUGGCUUUCCUACAGAAAACAAUCCUGCAGUUGUGCAAGACCUGAUUGCUGCAAAAGAAAAAUGUGCAUAUUUUGGCAAAAGCCAUGAAAACUCCAAGCAUAGCCCAAAUACGCAAGGAAUCCACACUCCAGUGGCUAUAAGAAAGCUAGCUGUAGGAAGUGCCACUGUGUCCUCACAAUCUGAAAGCUCUGUAGGUUUAGCAAUCCCUAAACCUAUUUAUGGGCAGAGUCCUUGCUGCACAGACCAUGGAUAUAAAUCAAGAGCCUGUUACAACCUUGAACGUGGAACUGACAGUGUCCAGCAUGGUUCCUUCGAGGAGGAAUGGAAGCCAGUUUCAGGAUUACGUUACGGUCCUAUGUCUCCCAUGGAUAAACGUGAAGAAUUAAUUCAGCAAAGGGUUCUUCAGUUUGAGCAAAAUGCCAGCAGAAGAUUUCAGCCUAAGGAGGCAAAUUCUGAGGGUUUCCAUGCAAUACGCCCAUCUGAAGCUAUAAGGCUUCCAUCCUUCAUAGAUGCAGACUACAAUAGCUUGCCAUACAACGGUGCUGCACGGUCAUUCUCUAGUCCCUCUUCCCAGCGAUUUCAUAGUGUGCAGAUUCCUUCUAAGAUGUAUCAUGGCAUACCCACAUCUCCUUCAAGAAACUAUAAUGAAGUGCAACAGAUACCUCUCUCUCACUCUCAGAUUUCACCAGCUGUCUACCAAGAAAGAUCUUCCAUUUCCAGAUAUCCCCAGCUACCUCAGAGGCAUGUAUUUUUCUACCCUCAGGGAAGUCUGGAUAUUGAAAAAGGUACAACUUUCAAAGGUAUGGGAGAGCAUUUGGAGCAAACCUCACCUACACUAAAUAAGAGUACUCAGAAUCCCACAGAACAGUAUCUUGUUCCCCAACCUUACUAUACUGAGGUUCCAAUCCCUUAUCCCAUGAUUUCAACAAAUGUGCCUUUCCACAGGGAUUAUGAACUUGCACCCUAUCCAGUAUACAAAAUUCAACCAAGCUCAGGACGUAAAAGGGUUUUUUCUGAAGUAUCUGGAGCUCCUCUUCAAAUGCAGCUCUCUGAUCGGCCAAUGGAUUUCUCUUCUGAAAAAGUCAGAAUAAUGUCUCCCCCAAGAGAGUUUAAUAGGCAGCAGCAUACAUCUGGUGCUUUUCAUCCUGUGCAUGCUCGUACAGUUAUUCUAAACCAAGAGAAUAUGCCUCUUGCAAAGCAAAAGAUGGUUGUAAAUUCCAGAAUAGUAUCAAGCCCACAAGAAGGAAUACCUUUCUGUGUAACUGGCUACCCUCAUGAAAUGACUGUUCCUGCGGCUAGACAGAAUAUCUCAGGCUUGGCAGAACAUGAGGUGUCUGAUGGCAGUAAUUACAAAUUGAAAGACCCUAAAGAUUCUGAAGAGAGAAAUACACUUAUGUCACCUCCUUGUAGGGAACCAGAGGGCGGUGAAGAUGUGUAUGAAGUUGUAGUUUCCAACAAUCAAGAGAGAAAGAAAAUGGAUAAGCUCCAUCUUCCUCCUUCACCUCCCAUGCCGGUUAUCAACAAUGUUUUUAGCUUGGCCCCUUACAAAGCUUAUCUAGAAGCCUCAGGAAUGCUACCUCUACCAGACAUUGUAAAAAGUGGGUCACAUUCUAGUGCAGAUGCACACAAACCUGAACAACGAAUGCAGGAGAAAGUAACAAGAACUCUGUCCAAAAAAGAUUUGGAGGAACGUGAGACCAUGGAGCAUGUAAGCACAGAGCAAAGCAACCUACAGGGCAAAAAUGGUUCAUUAAAGAUUAGUGAGAACAGGAGUGAUAAGUUGCAGCAUGACAUCCAAGACAAAAUGGUCAAAAAAGAAGAAGCUGAAGCUGUGACAAGUGCAUCGGAUUGUCCUCACAGUAACACAGUGCUUGAUCUCCGUGUGAAAAAGCCUGGUGAGUCUGGCAGCCAGGUCCAAUCAUUAACGGAAAAUCAGAAUUUACCAGUGACCGACUCAAGCACUACUGAGCGAAAUGGAGUUUUGGGAGAAUCGGCAGUGACCGGUAACAUCGGAGCAUCAAGGGCUGUCAGUGUAUCCAAUUUCACGCAAAAGAAAUUUCAAAUUAUUGCAUCACCACCUCCAAAUCCAGAGACACUAUCCCAUAAACCCAGUGAAUCAAAAAUAAGUUGUUUUAAGCAAAUUUCUGCUCACUGUCUCAAGCUUCCCACUUUUAAGAUAAUCUUACCUGAUGUUAUCAAAAAUACUACUCAAAGUGCUGCGGAAAUACCUUCAGCCCCUUCAGCAUCUCCUGAGACCAAGAGCAAUAGUGAGACAACCAGACAUGCUCGACACCACUUUAUGGAACUCCAUCAGUCUCUUUGCAGGUUGAUCGCCAGUUCUAUUUCCGAAACAUCCGAGGAGGAAUUGAAAGCAUGGCUUGCAAAAACUGAGGAGAACUCUGAGUCUGUGUCACCUUCCACUAAGACCCAAAACAUAUCCUGUAUAAUGGGUGCCAUAGGGAGGGAAGUGUGGUUGAAAUUUGAAGAUAUCGCUGGUGCACUCAGACGUGUCCUUUCUCAGCUGGAGGACUAUAUUUCCCGGAAGCAGUGCCCUUUCCCCCAUGUUAUCCGAACAGGGACCAUUUUCAUUCCAAUGGUGGUGGUGAAGGAGUCUCUUUUUCCUAAUGUUCCAGGCUCUUCUAUUGAUCAGGUUCUACAGGAGCAUCGUGUUGAACUCAGACCCACAACACUUUCUGAAGAAAGACUCCUUACACAGCUUCAGAAGCGUGGCUGUUCUUCCAAGCUUAGGAGACUUUUAUCUCUCAAACAGCUUCCAGACAUUUACCCCGAUGUGCUCAACUUGUACUACCACUCCUGUGUAAGAAAACACCUAGAUUCCACUUCACCAGCUGGCCUCCAAAACUCAGUCCAGAUGACCUGUUGCAGCAUGAGUGUCUUAAAUUCGUGUCAAAAUGUCUUUGAAAUGUGGGGACUUAAUUGGUACUACAAAAACAAAGCUCUUAUUGGGAAAGAGGUCGACGCCAUCGUGAAAACGGAGAAGGAAGAAUAUCUGGGAGAUAGCUUCCAACCACCCAGCAGGACAUGUUCACCAGAAGGCUUUCGAAAUUCACAAGCUCCUGAAACAGUGGGGGACUUAAAGGACUUGAGAAGAGGGACUCACUUCAAGAAGCAGAGAAGAAAAGGCAGACGGAAAAGUGCUUUAAAGAGAACUUUUUGGGGGAAAGCACGUUUAGGUCAGAGUGGUAGCAUGAAAUUCACAGGUAAUUCGGAAAGCUCCAGUGGAGAAGACUCAGUUUGUCAGGAUUGGGAAAGGGUGGAAAGCAGUUUCAGUGGGGACUCUGAAAAGCUAGAAGUCAAGGUAGAGGAUGUUUCCUCCAAGAUAAUGGAGAUAAAAGAGGAACCAGAGAACACCUCCAUUUGGGGGCCGGUUACGUCGGAUGAUUUUUCCUCAGGGAAUAGUGAUGGAGAGACAGAAAAGGCCAUGGUGCAUUUAGAUAAAAGGAAAUCUUCAUUACCAAGAGAACUGACAUCAAAGGAGGUGGUGUCUAGUGGGACACCAAAAAAACAGGUCUCGGUGUUUCAGAAGUACCACUCAGGUGUUUUACUGAAAUUUAAAAGAGAUACCAGAGGAAGAGAUGCAAAUUUCUGCCCAAAGUCAGACCCUGAAAUACACGUGCAUUACAAUAAAUUGAAAGGUCUUGCAGGAAAAGUAGAGGAAGGGGAGAAGAACAUAUCCGGGCGAGUCCGUCCAAGAGUGUCCCAGCAAAGGAGGAGAGUGCCUGGUAUUGUGGAAGCCCUGCGCCCCACACGCAGUACCUCAAAGGUCUUGCACCUCCGCAAUUCUAUGGUGCAGAUCAAAUUCCGACGUUACCUAACUGUCCAGCACAGUGUGCUGCAUCACAGUGCACAACGACGGAGAAAGAAAGUGGUGCGGUCAGCUGUCCAAAGGGUUAGACAGGCCAUGAAAACCAAGUACCCUGAGCUGGUUGGGAAGCGAAUUCGACACUUGUAUGAGGAGAACGAUAAGUCUGAGGUGUGGUACCGCGGGGUAGUGGUCCGUGUAUAUGAGCCACACCCAAAUCCUUUGAAAACUGUUUAUGAGGUGAAGUAUGACAGUGAACCUGAGUGGCAGUACUACUUGGAGCUUCUAAUGGAUUACAAGAAAGGAUGGCUCAAAGUGGAGGAUUGAAGAACUCUUGAAGGACUUGUUUGCAUCUAGUGUGCUCUGGUGAAAUUCGGUGGAACAUAUUAAACUGGUACUUGUUUAUUGUA